Messenger RNA from Aspergillus melleus, 822 nucleotides. RefSeq lists its product as uncharacterized. Lineage: Eukaryota; Fungi; Ascomycota; Eurotiomycetes; Eurotiales; Aspergillaceae. The record is from RefSeq and is a predicted model, not a curated record. Bases 1 to 822 code for a protein of 273 amino acids. The transcript is spliced from 3 exons.
AUGUCCACCCCAGACGAAACCCCAACCGAUCCCUCCCCCUUCGCAAACAGCCACGUAACCAUCCACUUCUCCGCCCCAGAUUUCACAGUCCCCUCCCCAACCGACGUCAAUGAAAAGGUAACCCCCGAAACCACGAUCUUCAACUGGGGCGGCGUGAAAAUCGCACGAAUAGCACCCACCAUCGCCGUGAAAUUCGGCUCGCAUGUCACCCCCAGCGAAGCAAAAAAUCGCGAUAUCGGCGACUACGGGAGUCUGUUCGAUACGUAUAUCUUCAUGGACUUUGUAGAGGGUCAGACUCUUGAUAAGGUCUGGGAUGGGUAUGAUGAGGGCGCAAAGGCUCGUAUCGCCAACCAGCUCAAAGCGUAUUUCCACGAGCUUCGCCGGAUACAUGCGCCUGGGUAUAUAGGUUCCGUUGAUUCUGGACCUGUGAUGGAUCCGAUGUUGGAGUAUUAUCAUACGCGAGGUGCUAAAACAGGGGAAGGACCAUUCCCCUCCCUAGAAACCUUCAACAACACACUAAUCGACGCCUACCAACUCAAAGUCCCAAAGCGCCACAUCAAAAGCUUCCUAUCCGGCAUGCUCUCCGAAACCAACCACCAGAUCGUAUUCACGCAUGGAGACCUCCGACACGCAAACAUCAUGGUCCACGAGGGGUCCGUCACCGGGAUCCUGGAUUGGGAGUUCAGCGGCUGGUAUCCCGAGUACUGGGAAUUCGCGAAAGCGUUGUACGUGUGGAGGUGGCAAAAUGAUUGGACGGAUUAUCUGUUGCGGGUUUUGAGGCCGUAUUAUGGGGGGGUAUGCGGUUCAUUCGUUCUUGGCUGA